This is a messenger RNA of Mauremys reevesii (Reeves's turtle), 3447 nucleotides long. RefSeq names its product zinc finger protein 239-like. Bases 1233 to 2000 code for a protein of 255 amino acids. Gene Ontology annotation, molecular function: DNA-binding transcription factor activity, RNA polymerase II-specific; RNA polymerase II cis-regulatory region sequence-specific DNA binding. Gene Ontology annotation, biological process: regulation of transcription by RNA polymerase II. NCBI's taxonomy places the organism in Eukaryota, Metazoa, Chordata, Testudines, Geoemydidae. The transcript is spliced from 2 exons. The record is from RefSeq and is a predicted model, not a curated record.
CGCGCGACCCCCAGCCCUGCCCCUGACGGUGCUGCUGUGAUUGUGGCUGCGGCAGCAGUUUCUGAGUGGGGGAAUGUCUCUGUUCCAGGGGCCGGUUGUGCAUUUCACUGAGGGGCAGUGGGCUGUGCUGGACCUCAGCCAGUGACCCUCGACAGGGAUGUCGGGCAGGAGAAUUGUGAGGCCGUGACCUUGCUGGUUAAGGAUUCCAGUCCCCGCUGUCACACCCAGGGCAGCUUCUGCUCCGGGUUCUUUCUGGGUCCUUCAGAUUUCAGCUCCAUUGCCCCUUGAGCCCCCGUGUGAGCGACUGUCCCCUCCACACCCCCACCCAUGGGAGAGGAGAUUUGGAGACAUAGUGGAGAGGCUACGGGCUUCAUCUCCAUCCCCAGAGCUUCCAAGGGAGAGGAUGGAGGUACCUCGCUGCAUCUUUACAUGUGGGCGUGCAGUGACAGAGAGAUUUUGCGUGUCCCUCCCUUGCCAGGACUGUCCUUGAUCUCAGAGAGGGCUCUGGUCUCAGCAGGGCUAGAAAGGGGGAUGAAGUUGCGCAACUACACUGUGACUGAGUCAUAAAAUUCCCCAGUGCAUGAAAACCCCUGAAUCUCCUGCAGGGGGCACCACACGCCUCCCAGGAACCACCUGACCGCCCCAGAGGGCCUUCAGGAACAUUUCCUCCUCCGUUUGGCUUAUACGAAGGCACCCACCCCGCAUCAACUCUGUCUCGCAAUGACUAAAUUGUUAGCUCUUUGGGGCAGGGGUCAACUACUGCUCUGUGUUUGAGGCCCCACUCUUGCCUGGCCCUUUGGCACAAAGUAACAAACAUGAAUAAUGAUAAUAAUAAACCCUUGGGCUCACCUAUUUUACUUCCUCUGAGCAGGUCUUCCAGUUUUCAGUCCUGACAUGAUCUCCCGGCUGGAACAAGGAGAAGAGCCGUGUCCUGGAUCUCCCAAGGCUCUGAGGAAAGAAGGACCCUGAGAAAUGUUCAUACAGUCCCCUUUCUGAGGUUGCCUCUUCCCUGGCACAGGGGAUGACUCCUGUCUGGAUACUCCCUCUAUCCCGGCAGGUGAUGGGAUGGUGAGUGAAAACGAGGAGACGAAUCCUAAGCAGGAAAUCCUCGAGCAAGUGGAACUACAUGGGACGGCACCGGGACCAUCCAAAGGGAACAUUUCCCUCAGGGGCGAGCAGAGAGCAGCCUUCAAGGGUCGGUGCGGGCCAGAGAGGCAGCAGGGAACCCCCCAAUGAAGAGACGGGGUACCUCCACUCAGAGAGGUUUGAAGGACCGCAGUGAAACCAUGCUCCAGCUUAGAACCCGCACUAAAGAGAAACCGUAUGAAUGUCCUGAGUGCGGGAGGAGCUUCACUCGCAACUCACACCUUAUUGUGCAUCACAGGAUCCACACGGGAGAGAGGCCCUACGACUGCCUGGACUGUGGGAAGGGGUUCACUCAGGGUGCCGACCUGACAAAGCACCAGAGAACCCACACAGGAGAGAGACCCUAUGGCUGCCCCGACUGUGGGAAACAGUUUGCCACUUUCUCCUCUAUUAUUUCACACCGGAGACUGCACACGGGAGAGAGACCCUACAAAUGUCCCGAGUGUGGGAAAAGCUUCACUGCCAGCUCCAACCUUAUUGUGCACCAGAGAACCCACACUGGGCAGAGGCCCUGGACAUGCCCCAACUGUGAGAAAAGCUUCAGCGUGAGCUCCAAUCUUAUUGCCCACCAGAGGAUCCACACGGGAGAGAGACCCUAUAAAUGCCCCAAGUGUGGGAAGGGGUUCACUCGGAGCUCCCACCUUGUUUCCCACCAAAGAAUCCACACGGGAGAGAGACCCUAUGAAUGCCUGGACUGUGGGAAGAGCUUCAGUGAGGGCUCAGACCUUACUAAGCACAAGAGGAUUCACACGGGAGAAAGACCCUAUAAAUGCCCUGAGUGUGGAGAAAGCUUCAGCCAGAGCUCCAGCCUGAUUAAACACCAGAGAGUCCACACCAGGAAACCCGCCCUAUAACUGCCCUGAGUGCGGGAUAAGUUUCCUGCUGAGCUCCACCCUUAUUGCUCAUCAGAGAAUCCACACAAGGGAGACUCUAUAAAUGUCCGUUCUGUGGGGAAGGCUGCAAGUGGAAGGUCUCUCUAAUGUCCCACUAGACAUGCCACAGAGAAGGUGGCAGGAGCUCUCCCUGAAUGUAAUGAUUCUGUGCCCUGCUGACGCAACUUACAAACGUGCUUCGUUUCAGGAUGGUCUAGGUAGAGGGGGGCCAGGCGAGUGGAUAUUUUGGGUUUCAGUGUGGCCGGAGGAGGGAGCACUGGGUACUGGGGAGAAGGGUCAUUUCAAGGUCUGGAGGGAGCAGGUGUUUAAAUUAGUGAGGAGACAUUUCUGCAGGGUUACACACACUUGCCAGGUCAGAGAAGAGGUGAAGAUGCCCCAUUGCACUUUGUGUCCAUGUUGUCUCUGCAGCUCCCAAGGCCUCUCAGGGUGGGGGUGAGGGCAGGGGAAGGUUUUAUUAUUAAUUAUUAGUGUUAUCACAGUGCCCUAACCAUGGCCCAGGAUCCCUCUGUACCAGGCACUGUGCAAACAUGGAAUGAAAAGCCAGUCCCUGCCCCAAAGAGUUUACAAUCUAAGUGGAGAGACAGUAGCAUGCUCAACAUACCAGCACCCUAACCACUGUCAGGUUUUUUUGCAGGCCACACAGCAAAGGAGAGUUUUAAGUUUUUCAGGGAAAGAGUGGGGGGCCCUGCGGGGCCAUAGUAUAAAGCAACAAGAGCUGCUGAUCUGAAGUGAGAGGAUGGACUCUGUAAAUGCAGGGGCUGGGGCUGGAGACUGGGGAAUUCAUGGGGGAGAUUCCCAGAGAGAUGGGGGAUUGCCCUGUUCUUGAGAGGACAAUAUGGUGUAGUAGUGAGACCAGGGGGAAUUGGGCCUCAGGAGUCCUGGGUUUAGUUCCUAGCUCCAAGAGGGGAGUGUGAUCUAGUGGUUAGAGCAGCGUGGGGGUGACUGCUGGGCUCAAUAACCAGCUCUGCUAGUGUUACCUCAUCCUAGUCGCUUUCCCUCCUUUCUCUGCGUGUGUCUCUUCCAUCUGUGCAAAGGGGAUAAGUCACACACCAUCCCAGGGAGUCAUCACUAAUUACCGUGUUCAGAGGCUCAGGAGGAUGGAGAUGCCAAGGGAAGGGGUGUGUCAUUGUUACUGUGUUUCAUGAUUAUCUGAUCCUCUCCCAUCCCACUCCAGCUGUCUCAUGAGUGGAGGGCAUUUACUGAGCUGAAGGGAAGGGUUUCAUCUGUUUCUAGGGAGGGGGUCAGCUCACAUUGUCACAUACUGGGCUUAUUCCUGAGCUGCCUGCCCUGGGAGGGCUUUUCGCUUUGUUUCUGGAUGGGGCAGGGGAGAGGUGGAGUCCUGUUUUUUUGGUUUUCUGCAAUAGCUGAGACUGGAUCGAAUGACACAGAAGCCCCCUUCCAGUUCUAU